This is a messenger RNA of Engraulis encrasicolus (European anchovy), 3675 nucleotides long. It is a transcript of the gene grb7, whose product is annotated as growth factor receptor bound protein 7. The record is from RefSeq and is a predicted model, not a curated record. The transcript has 15 exons. Gene Ontology annotation, biological process: signal transduction. The coding region runs from base 323 to 1900 and encodes 525 amino acids. NCBI's taxonomy places the organism in Eukaryota, Metazoa, Chordata, Actinopteri, Clupeiformes, Engraulidae.
UGGACUAGUUUGAUGGAUGGCCAGCGGACUCGGGGAACCGUUUUGUGCACAACAUUUCUUGUCACAUGGCAUACGCAAUGAGCUAAUAAAAAGUUUGCUCAUUGAGAGGAGUAGCCACGUUGUCACAGGAGCAGCACGCUUCGCCGGCCCGCCCCGUGUGUCAACCUUUGGGACGCACCUGCAAGAAGUUGCCCCGCCCUCAGAUCGGAGGGUGAAGUUUUUACCGGUGAAACUCCGAGCAAACUUCUAUAUUGGUGUAGAGAUAUGAUGUAAACAGCACCUAUUAUAUUCUUCAAGGGUAUCGUCACCUCAACACGACUUGAUGGAGGUGAAUGGAGUGUAUGCGGAGGUGUUUGAGGGGGGCUCACUGGUUUCCGACGACCUGUCGUGUCAUGGCUCCACUCUCUCCCUCACGCCUCUCCUCCCCCACUCCACCAAACCGCUACGGCGCUCGGGAGCCCAGGAUGUCCCUCACAGAUUGAAAAAGGAAAGCAAAGCCGUUCAGGUCCCCAGCAUCCCCAACCCCUUCCCCGAGCUCUGCAGCCCAUCACAGUCCCCCAAGAUAACAUCUCCACUGGGGAAAGGGGAUCAGUCUGAUCGAAACAUUCGUGUAUACGGGGAGGAUUCCAUGAGCCGGGCAUUGUGCGUGUCGCCGGGGGCAACAGCACGGGACGUGUGUCACCUCCUGGUGGUGGCAGCCCACUGCAGCGACGAGGAGACCUGGGCCCUCGUGGAACUACAGCCACUCUUAGGCCUCGAGCGAUGCCUGGAAGACCACGAGCGAGUAAUAGAUAUUCAGUCAACCUGGCCUAAAGACUGUGGUGCCAAAUUUAUUUUCCGGAAGAACUAUGCCAAAUAUGAGUUCUUCAAGAAGCCCAUGCUGUUCUUCCCUGAAAGCAUGACCUCAGACAGCGCUGGAGUCUCAAAGGGUGUGUCUUCCUCUGAACUUCUGCAGAGCAAGCUUCAGGAAGGCUCGUGUCCCGAUAUCCAAGGCUUCCUGCAUGUGAGGGAGGCGGGCCGCAAGGCCUGGAAGAGGGUGUACUACUUCCUGCGGCGCUCCGGCUUCUACUGCUCCACCAAAGGAUCCUCAAAGGAGCCUCGACAUCUCCAAUAUGUGGCAGACCUGGAAGACCUGAACGUGUAUGCUGUGACCCAAGGGCUCAAGGCCUACGCAGCACCCAACGAACACAUUUUCAGUGUUAAGUCCUGCACUGAGGGGAACAUUAAGCUGUUCUGUGCUGAGGAUGAGCAGACUAAAACCUGCUGGAUAACUGCCUUCAGACUAUUCAAGUAUGGGAAGCAACUCCUCUGUAACUACAAACUCUCUGAGCAACAGUCCAGCCUGAGCCAGCAGCACCACCAACACAAGGCUUCCCCACGCGAUGCUAAGGUGCGAGGGGAUGAUGAGGACUCACUGGUUGCCAUGGAUUUCACAGGGAAGAGUGGUGGCCGUGUCAUUAAAAACCCCAAAGAGGCCGAGAGCGCCGAACAGGAGGAGGGGCAGGCAUGGAGGAAGAGAGAGGCGCUACGCUACACUCUGCCCAAUGUACCGCCAUGCCCGAGGUCCUCCCCGGUCCACAAGACCCAGCCCUGGUUCCAUGGGGGCAUCGGCCGAAGUGAAGCCCACAGGGUGAUUGAGGAACAGGGGCAGGUGGACGGAAUGUUCCUGAUCCGUGAGAGCCGCCAGCAUGGCCAGUGUUACGUGCUGUCCCUGAGCCACCAGCUGAAGACCAAGCAUUACCUCGUCGUCCCUUAUGAGGAGUCUGACAAGAAGUACUACACUAUGGACGACGGCGAGACCAUCUUCAUCGACCUCCUGCAGCUUGUGGAGUUCUAUCAGAUCAACCGCGGCAUUCUGCCCGUACGCCUCCAACACCCCUGCGUUCGCGUCGCACUGUAACACACACACAUAUAUACUCACACACACACUGUGGCGUCCUACCUGUACACCUCAAGCACCCAUGCCUUCACGUCGCCCUCUGAGGCACGCACGCGCACACACACAAACACAAACACACACACACACACACACACACACACACACACACACACUGUGGCGUCCUGCUUGUCAGUCUGAAACACCCCCUGUGUUUAUGUUGCACUCUAAGAGUGCACACACACACACGCACACGCACACACCCUGUCAUUGUGUAUCACCGUGACACUUUGACAUAAAAUGCAGUUGGUUCUUGAGUGUCAAACAGACUUUUUUCAUACUCUUAACCAUCGGCUCACACACACGCACAUCCCUCUAUUUAACCUCCAAAAGCAUCUCUCAAGGCCAAUGCCAUAGAGUGAGGACCAAACAAAUGUUUUAAAUGCAAGUCACCUUUGCCUUACAUCCUUCUAAUGAAAAUGCUGAUAAUGUGUGUGUGCGUGUGCGUGUGCGUGUGCGUGUGCGAGUGAAUGAAAGCAAAAUGAAGAUCAACUAACUGGACUGGUGCUUGCCAUGGCUCUUUUAUUAUGAUAGUUUUCUUUCUAUUGCAACAUCAACUUCAAAUGUCAUUCCAUUACUCAAAGCCGUAACAGUACCUACUUACAGUACAGUAUGUAGCCUGCCAAAUAGGACCCAAGCCCAUGUGUUUUGGUCAGGGGGAUGCAAUUCCUUAAUCACCACCUGGUUUUAUCAAGACCACCAUCCAAUACAAUUUCAACUGGACUUAAUUCAGCAAACCGUUGAUUCCAAAACAAGAACACACUUGCUGUAUGUCCCAAAAAGUUCAAACUCUCGAGCACGGCUCAGGUUAAGGUGCUAUAGCGACUGCAGGAUUAGUUAACACUUUAGGAUCGGGCCACUGCACACUGCUUGACUUUACAUACUUAAUUUUUCUUAUGAGCAAUUUUCUUGUUAGUGUUAUUACUUUCUGUAUGUGUUGAUCCCAAUAAGAGUGCAUUAUAACUUGAGAGCAUUCUAUACAGCUCUGAUAUACAAUCGAUGAUGGUCAAGCCACAUUUACUCCCUUUUGUAGUUUACUUUUUCUGCCACCAGAGGGCAGUAGGACACAUGGCUUGAACAUGGAAUAAUAAUAUACAAGUAGUUCAGUGGACACGGAGCACAACAACCCAUGGUAGUGGUGGGCAAGAGAUGGCUAGAUAAACUUGCCUUGUAUAAGCUCUUCCGCACAAUCUGCUGUAUAAUAUGCACAUUUGCACAGCGUUUAAACUACAGAAUAGAUAUACACAUGAAUGAUAUCCAAAAAUAUAAUUGCCCAUUUAUGAUUUUUGGGUACGUUGGGUAUGUGUGUCUGUCAGAGAAAUAAAGCAUUCAUGAUGUGUAAUUAAAAAAAAAAACAACUAAGCCGAAAUGAUCAAAUGGAAGACGAUUGAUUACCUAUGCAUAAUAUUAUAAAGCUAAACAUGGAGCUGUAUGUGUGUUAAGCACUUGAAAUAUUUAUUUAAGAGCCUGAACGAAUGUGCCGUUUCCAAAAGGGAAAAAGGAUGAAGUCACAAUAUGUUUUCCCUUCCUAUUUUUUUCUUUGUUUUUCUUUUUUUUUGUUACUGCAUUAGAGUUUUCAAUACGAAUGGCCAGUAUGCAUUGAUGUAGAAUCUUGUGAACGUUAGAUCUUAAGCUUGUUAAGGCGAUGGGAGGGGUGCUUUCAAAAGAUAUGCUUCAGAAUAACAAAUAACUUCCAAAGGCAAUGGAUGUGAAAAAUAAAAGUUUUUUUGUUUCUUGUA